Messenger RNA from Lactuca saligna, 252 nucleotides. The record is from the annotation of a GenBank genome assembly. NCBI's taxonomy places the organism in Eukaryota, Viridiplantae, Streptophyta, Magnoliopsida, Asterales, Asteraceae.
AUGCCUGAAAUCCUAAUCUCCUCCGAAAUAGAUUUGAUAAUAGGAUCUUCUGGUGAAGUAGAGACCGUUGAUGUUGUAGGUAUGGUUGAGUCUGUAAAGAUUGGUGAAGAAAUUGGGAUUGAGACUAGAGGAAGAGAUGUUUCAACAGAACUCAUUUGUGAUAAAGAAUCUUUAUUCGAAAAUUCCCCAAAUAAAGAUUUAUCCUUUUGCUUCUUCUUCCCGUUGCCAAAAAAUGAAGCGGUAUUGAAUUGA